AUGAAAUGCUUGCAGGUCAGUGACUGGCGGCACAUCAAAUUGGCCAAAAUGAGCGCGGGGCGCCCCGCUUACGAAAGUGCGCACGGCUGCACAGCAGGGACACGGCCACGGCCCACGUUCCGACAUUUUGGUCAUCUUGCAAAUACCCUCUCUGCAAAACCAGCGCGUGACGAUGUCCCUGGUGAACCCAAGAGCCGAGAUCCCCCACCUCCCGAGGAGUCCGGCUGGUUCUCAGGGGCGGGCAUGCCCCGAGGAAGGGCCGAGAGGCUGUGCCCGCCUCGUGGGGGAAAUGGCGGCCUGGCCUCCGCGGGGGCCCAGGAGGUGCCCUGCGAGCGGACAGGCCAGGCCUCCGCCGCCGCCCCGCCCGCAGCCUCUGGGCCGGGCUGGCCCAGCACCGGCUCACCCUCGGACCUCACGGCCAACAGCGGCCAGCACCCAAGGGCCACAGAGCCAAGGGGCGGGCAGACAGACCUAUCUGAGACCUGGCUGGUGAGCGAGGUAGAGGGCCUGGGCUUGGCUGCUAUCCCCCAGCUGCGCCCGGACAGGAACCCUCCCAUUCUGGCCCGCAGCCCCACCCACGUCCUCCACCGUCGGGGACCACCUAACCGGACCCACAUCAGUGGCAAGAGAGGCAAGUGGUCCAGGACUGCCGGGCUCCGGGGGAACCACACCCGGAUGCCAGGUUGGGCCCAUGAGAGACCAAUGGGGAGCAAACAAGAGGAGCAGCUUCUGCACGUGCUAAGCCAGCUGGAACAAGACGCAGACCUCUCAGACGACACUGACGGCGUCAGGCCUCGGGCGGCUCUCCUGGAAAAGCACCUGCUGGAGGGGGAGAAGCAGCCGCACAGCAGCGGGCAGGGGCCCUACUUCUAUAUCGGAGGGAACAAUGGGGCCUCCAUAAUCAGCUCCUACUGCAAGGGCAAGGGCUGGCAGCGUAUCCAGGACAGCCGGCGUGAGGACUACAAGCUGAAGUGGUGUGAGGUCAAGUGCAGAGACAACUACUACAGCUUCCGAGAAGGUGAGCAGCUACUGUACCAGAUUCCCAACAACAAGCUCCUCACCACCAAGAUCGGGCUGCUCAGCGCCCUGCGGGAGCACGCGAGGGCUGUGAAGACGGCCCACAAGACCCCGCUGUGUGCCCAGGCCAAGGUCCUGAAAAUGGAAGAAUUUUUCCCAGAGACAUACCGUCUGGACAUCAGGGACGAGAGAGAGGCUUUCUUCACUCUCUUUGACGGAAAGCACAUCUGGAUCUGCAAGCCCAGUGCCUGCAACCAGGGUAAAGGCAUCUUCCUGCUCCGGAGCCAGGAGGAAGUCGCUGCCCUGCAAGUCAAGACCCAGAGCAUUGAGGACGACCCCAUCUACCGCAAGAUGCCGUUCAGGGCACCUCAGGCGCGGGUCGUGCAGAGGUACAUCCAGAACCCACUGCUGCUCGAUGGGAAGAAGUUCGACGUGCGCUCCUACCUGCUCAUCGCCUGUGCCAUGCCCUACAUGGUCUUCUUCUGCCACGGCUACGCCCGCCUCACCCUCAGCCUGUAUGACCCUCAUUCCAGCGACCUCAGCGGCCACCUGACCAACCAGUUCAUGCAGAAGAAGAGCCCCCUGUAUGUGCUGCUCAAGGAGGACACGGUGUGGAGCAUGGACCAGCUUAACCGCCACAUCAACGACAGAUUCAGGAAGACCAAGGGGCUCCCCAGAGACUGGGUCUUCACCACCUUCACGAAGCGGAUGCAGCAGAUCAUGGCGCACUGCUUCCAGGCUGUCAAGUCCAAGCUGCACCGCAAACUGGGCUACUUUGACCUCAUCGGCUGUGACUUCUUGAUCGAUGAGAACUUCAAGGUGUGGCUGCUGGAGAUGAACUCCAACCCCGCCCUGCACACCAACUGUGAAGUCCUGAAGGAGGUGAUACCAGGCGUGGUCAUGGAGACGCUGGACCUGGCAAUCGAGACCUUUCAGAAGAGCUUGCGCAACCAGAAGAUGCUGCCUCUGCUCUCCCAGCGCCGCUUCGCGCUCCUGCACAACGGCGAGGCGGACCUGUGGCCGCGCCUGGGGGGCCCCCGCAGCGCCCUCCGCCCGCCGCCCCCACGGCCAGCGGGCGAGGCCGACUGCUCGGCGCCACCUCAGCCCCGCGCCGUCGACAGGCCGGGCGCGCGCAGGCCCGCGCUGCCCCGGAGCCCCGGAGGCGCGCACAGGCGGCCGCCCUCGGCGCAGAGGCGGCCCCGACAGCCCGGCCCUGGCCCCGACGGCGCCCAGAGCGGGGAGCCCGGGGCCGAACGGCCGCGCGCGGGCGUUGGGGACCCGGCGCGAGAGCCCUCCCCGGGGCUGGCGACGGAGCGCAAGAACGCGGGCCUCCGCGGCUCCUAG
This is a messenger RNA of Enhydra lutris kenyoni (northern sea otter), 2361 nucleotides long. RefSeq names its product tubulin tyrosine ligase like 10. The record is from RefSeq and is a predicted model, not a curated record. Lineage: Eukaryota; Metazoa; Chordata; Mammalia; Carnivora; Mustelidae. The coding region runs from base 1 to 2361 and encodes 786 amino acids. The transcript has 15 exons. Gene Ontology annotation, biological process: protein modification process.